AUGCGAGCUGUCUUGAUGAGAACAAGGAAGGGGGCACCCUCGCUUCCUUCCAAUGGGUGCCGCUGCUCCCGCGGCCGCAACGCGUGCAAGGAUACGCCCGAGCUGCUCCUCCGCCUGCCAGCGCUGUCUACAUCUACCGCCGCCAGCGGCGGGGUGGGUAUUAGUGUCCGCAAGCGGAUGAUGCCGCUCAUCAAGCUCGUGCAUCCCGACAUGUUCGGACAGUAUCCUCCCGACGUGGCCAGCACUAACUCCAAGUCCUUGAAGCUCCGCCGGCAGCUAGACGGGCUCUUGCGACGGGCAUCGGUCGGCUACGACCACGGGAAUGCUGGCGGUGGUAACCAGGAGACAGAAGAUGAGCAAGCGAGGAGGGCGAUUGGGGACGGCGUGAGGGUGAGGGAGGGGGGAACGGAAGAAGCUUUCUACGGCGAGGCGUUCGGAGUGGGCAGAAGGAGGAGGAGGGGGGGGGCGCCUCGAGAUGGCAUUCGGACGGAACGGGCCUCCAGAACCACCAACCGGGACCAAGGGGAUGAGCCGACGAUUACCUCCGAGGAGCUUCGCAAACUCACCAUCGAGCACGCGGGGGACAACCACCAUGUCGACCCGUGGGACGCCGGCGCCGGUUCGGGUUUCUUCGGGGGAGGGCUCGGUGGCGGUGGGGGAAAGGGGGCGAGAAGGUUUGGCGGCGCCGAGGCUUCUUCGCAAGCGAGAUCUCGACGGGUGGACGAUCUCUUGCGGAGCGGCAGGGUGCAGUUUGCGGGCGUCCCGGUGUCCCGCGAGGCGGCAGCUCUGCUACGGCUACACCAGACCCUCGUCAAGCACUUCGAGCAUUUGGAGUUGCACGAUAGGGGGCUGUGGAGCACCGUCGUGCUGGUGCUGAGGGCAAGGUCGGAGAGCUACGAGGUCCAGGUGCACUCGGGCGGCCCUGUCCUCGUUUUCCCCGAGAAGUUCUCGGAGAGAAGCCUGGUUCGCUUCUUGUCGGAGGUGCUGCUGUCGUACACAUAG
Ectocarpus siliculosus is the source of this 1002-nucleotide messenger RNA. Lineage: Eukaryota; Phaeophyceae; Ectocarpales; Ectocarpaceae. The record is from the annotation of a GenBank genome assembly.